Messenger RNA from Cryptomeria japonica (Japanese cedar), 1302 nucleotides. Its product is annotated as homeobox-leucine zipper protein HDG5-like. Gene Ontology annotation, molecular function: lipid binding. The record is from RefSeq and is a predicted model, not a curated record. The transcript has 7 exons. The coding region runs from base 1 to 1302 and encodes 433 amino acids. Lineage: Eukaryota; Viridiplantae; Streptophyta; Pinopsida; Cupressales; Cupressaceae.
AUGGAAGCAGCGCAAAAGGCCACUGAAGAAUUUAUCUGGAUGGUAGACGCAAACGAGCCUGUUUGGGUGAAGAAACCUUUUGCGGAUGGUACAACAGAAAUUCUGAAUACGAAUGAGUUGUACGGAACAUUUCCUCAGGGCAUGGGGCUCAGCAGCAACAUGAAGAGAGAAGGCAGCGGGGACACCUCAAUUGUUUCUAUCACAGGAGCUGAAUUGGUUGAUGUCUUCAUGGAUGUGAAUAAAUGGAUGAAAAUAUUUUCAUUAAUUGUAACAAGAGCAGAGACCUUGCAAGUUGUGUCUCAAGGGGUUGGUGGUCACAGAAAUGGUUUACUUCAACUGAUGUAUGCUAAGCUACAGAUUCUAUCUCCUCUUGUUCCCACGAGACAUAUAUCUUUUCUUCGGUUUUCCCAGCAGCCAACCAAUGGAAUGUGGAUAGUGGUAGACUUUUCUCUAGAAAAUUUGAACUACAGUAUUUCACCCUCCGUUGGAUGGUACCAUAAGCAUCCGUCUAGAUGUGUUAUACAAGAUAUGCCUAAUGGGUGUUCAAAGGUCUUUAUUCUUUUUAGUUCUGUCGAUUGGCCUAACUAUAAUAGUAGCAAAGAAAUUGUGAUUUGGAUAGAGCAGGGUGAGACAGAUUAUAGAAUAGUUCAUAAAAUAUUUGAGCAAGUCAUCAACAGCGAAAUGGCCUUUGGCGCCCAGCAUUGGCUGACAUGCUUGCAGAGGCAAUGCUGUUGGUUUAAAACUCUAGUAGAUCUCACCAGCGAAGAAGCUGUUUCCCGGACAAAUAUGAUAAGAUUGGCGCAGAACAUAAGCAGUCAAUUUGUUGCAAACAUAAGUGCACUCUCACAAUCCAGCAACGACCCUAUUAAAAUCACAACAAGAAACGCUUCCGAAGUGGGACAAUCCAGUGGUGUUAUUGUCUGUGUUGGAACUUCUAUCAAGCUUUCUGUCCCCCCAAACGUACUGUUUAAUUUUUUGGGGGAUGAGCGAACCGCAUCAAAGGAAGGCGAGACAGAGAAGAUGCUGAAACAUAGUUACAGAGACGCAUCGGGUUCUUUUUGUGUGUAUACAGAAAUAAAUGUUGACAUCAUCCAUGGUAAGGAUGCUUCUUCAUUACCCAUUGCCGCUCAUCAUGGAUUUGCAGUACUACCAUAUCAUACUUCAACUGCCGUUAAUUCACUUAUACCAACCACUAUAUUACAUGAGGAAGCCUCGGCCACCAGCCUUGACAGUGUAGGUUCACUUGUUCAGGGUGUGCCCGCGCCCAAAAAAGAGGCAGAAGCUGGACCCCACAGGGUGUAA